Boleophthalmus pectinirostris (great blue-spotted mudskipper) is the source of this 830-nucleotide messenger RNA. Its product is annotated as rab3 GTPase-activating protein catalytic subunit-like. Lineage: Eukaryota; Metazoa; Chordata; Actinopteri; Gobiiformes; Gobiidae. The coding region runs from base 1 to 405 and encodes 134 amino acids. The transcript is spliced from 3 exons. The record is from RefSeq and is a predicted model, not a curated record.
AUGAAGGCGUUGUUGUGGUUGCCAGAUAUGAUGGAGUAUUCUAUCUGCCCAUUUAGCCCACUGUCCGCAUCUGAGGCAUAUACCUUUCUUCUCCUUUGUUCUUGUUGUUGUGUGUUUUUGUUGUUUUUGUGUUUCUGCUGCGUGAAGUCGGACUUUUCCCAGGACGAGGCGGCGCUGUUGUCUCCUCUGGACCCCGAGGCCGGUCCCGGUCCGGACCCGGAGUCUCGAGGUCCGGAGCAGGUCCCGGACUUCCCUCCUCCGACCGGACGGGAGAUGAUCCUGAGGACCUGCGUUCCGUCUCCGGCCUGUUUCUCCAGAGCGCUGCCCCAGAGGAUGUUCUGUGUGCUCCUCAAGGACGAGUUUAGACUGGCGGCGGCGCUCAGCCACGACACCACCUUCUUCUGACCGCACCUGAGUCCACCUGACCGCACCUGAGUCCACCUGACCACACCUGAGUCCACCUGACCACACCUGAGUCCACCUGACCACACCUGAGUCCACCUGACCACACCUGAGUCCACCACCUGACCCCGCCUGAGUCCACCUGACCACACCUGAGUCCACCUGACCGCACCUGAGUCCACCUGACCCCGCCUGAGUCCACCUGACCGCACCUGACCACACCUGAGUCCACCUGACCACACCUGAGACUCACCUGACCACACCUGAGUCCACCUGACCCCACCUGACCGCACCUGAGUCCACCUGACCACACCUGUCCCUCACCUGUCCCUCUGACGUGUCUUGCUCUGGUUCUGUUUAAAUCGUCUGUAGUAUUUUGUGUUAAUUAUUAAAUUUUGUCCCAUAAAUAAAUCACAUUUGUCAUAAAA